Molecule: messenger RNA, 993 nt
Organism: Ceratosolen solmsi marchali
Lineage: Eukaryota; Metazoa; Arthropoda; Insecta; Hymenoptera; Agaonidae
Gene: RpL6
Product: ribosomal protein L6
Exons: 3
Coding region: 30-938 (302 amino acids)
Biological process (GO): cytoplasmic translation; ribosomal large subunit assembly
Cellular component (GO): ribosome; cytosolic large ribosomal subunit
Molecular function (GO): structural constituent of ribosome; RNA binding
Source: RefSeq, a predicted model, not a curated record
UUUUUAAUUAAUUAAAAUGAUAUUUGCAGAUGUCGGAUAACAACCCUAAGACUACGCCAACAAAGGUACCUACUCCUAAAGUAGCUGCCGCACCUAAGGUAGCUGCAACAGCCAAAGCAACUGCUGCAGCUAAAACAGCUAGUGCACCUAUUCCAAAAGUAGCUGCUGCUCUUAAGAAAGUUAAUCUUAAAGAGAAAAAGAAAAGAUUAAAUAAGCCAAGAAAUUAUGAUUUGGGAAAUGGAAUAUACAGGUUUAGUCGGAGUCGUAUGUACCAUAAAAAAGCUAUUUAUAAAUUCAUUAACAAGAAAACACCUAAGAAGGAAGCUCCUAAAAGUCCUGUAACUAUUGUAAAGAACAUAGAUGGAGACAAAAAUGGAAAAACUAGAACCGUUUUGUUAAAAAAAAGAAGGGCAAACUAUCCUACUAUAAAUCGUAUAAAACCUCGUCCAGCUAAAAAAUGUUUUAAAGAUCACACUAGAUAUUUAAGACCAACAUUAAAACCAGGAACAGUUCUUAUCAUUUUAGCUGGUCCUCAUAAGGGCAAGCGUGUUGUUCUGUUAAAGCAAUUGAAAAGUGGUUUACUUCUCAUCACAGGACCCUUCCUUAUCAAUGCUUGUCCAUUAAGAAGAAUCAAUCAGAUUUAUGUUAUUGCUACGUCCACAAAAAUUAAUUUAAAUUUGAUACUGCCAAAACACAUCAAUGAUAAAUACUUUAAAAGGAAACGUGACAAACGUGCUAAGAAAGAAGAAGGUGACAUCUUUGCUGUAAAGAAGGGAGAAUACAAGCCAAGUGAUCAAAGAAAAAUUGAUCAGAAAGUUGUUGAUAAACUUGUUAUUGAUGCUAUCAAGAAAAGCAAGGAUAGAAAAAUGCUCUUUGCAUAUCUUGCAACUAUGUUUGGAUUACGAAGCAGUCAAUACCCACAUAGGAUGAAAUUCUAAAUUUAAUAAAUUUUAUAAUUUUAUCUGUAAGAUCAAAAGAAUCAAUAAAAAUAUG